Ziziphus jujuba (common jujube) is the source of this 747-nucleotide messenger RNA. Its product is annotated as secreted RxLR effector protein 161-like. Bases 1 to 747 code for a protein of 248 amino acids. The transcript is spliced from 2 exons. Lineage: Eukaryota; Viridiplantae; Streptophyta; Magnoliopsida; Rosales; Rhamnaceae. The record is from RefSeq and is a predicted model, not a curated record. Gene Ontology annotation, molecular function: nucleic acid binding.
AUGAGUGAAGCUAAGCCUGUUUCUGUGCCCUUAGGUGGUCAUUACAAGUUGUCAAUGGAACAGUGCCCUAGUAAUGAACAAGAAAGAGAAGAUAUGAUUACUGUACCAUAUUCAAGUGCAAUAGGUUCAGUUAUGUAUCUUAUGAUCAGUACAAGGCCAGAUUUGGCUUAUGCAGUAAGUGUGCUCAACAGGUUUAUGUCAAAUCCUGGAAGGAGUCAUUGGGAUGCAGUAAAGUGGCUCUUAAGGUAUUUAAAACUCACUGCAAAUGAAGGAUUGGUGUUUAAAGGCAGCAAAGAUGGAAUAGAAUUGCUUGGCUACACAGAUGCAAAUUAUGCUGGGGAUCGAGAUAAGAGAAAGUCAAUCUCAGCAUAUGCAUUCACUGUUUGUGGGAAUUGUGUUAGUUGGAAGUCACAUUUACAAGCCAUAGUAGCUUUGUCUACUACAGAAGCAGAAUAUAUGGCAAUAACAGAUGCUGCAAAGGAAGCAAUAUGGAUUAAAGGUUUACUGUCAGAACUUAAUAUGUUACACAAGGCUGUCAUACUCUAUUCAGAUAGUCAAAGUGCAAUACACCUUUCUAAGAAUCCUGUGUUUCAUGAGAGGUCAAAACAUAUUCAGAUUAAAUAUCAUUUCAUGCGGGAUAUGGUGGAAAGGAAGGAAGUAAAGUUAGAAAAGGCUAAUGUUGAUUUAAGGGAAGAUUGCAAGGAGGGUUCACAGAGUUUCUGCUAUAAUUACACUCUUGAGGAUUAG